AUGAGUGAACCCCCCUAUCGUCUGUUGUGUUCCGAUGUCCUGGAGGAGAGUCCAACCAAGAACGACUGGCCGAUCCCUGGGCACACGCAGCCUUCGUUUGGCUUCUCAGCUAAUGCUGACCCAAUACCGGGGACCUGUGAAGACUCUUCAGUGCCUCUGCCUCACCCAGGCGGGUCUAUGAAUAAAGUUGCUAUCCCCCGAACCUCUCGCCGCGAGAACUGGGCCAUAAGAAGCCGCGUUAAUCGGGCAUGUCAAAAAUGCCAAGAUCAAAAGGCCAAAUGCAGUGGUCACCACCCCUCAUGCCACCGCUGCCAGGCUGCCGGGGUUCCGUGUUCCUAUAACGACCGGAAGCGUGAAAGGAUACACAAGCAGCUUGAAAAUCUGACCAUGCAGGUUCAAACCUACGAAGCUUUGUUACAAGAUCUGUAUCCCACACUCGACCCAUCGUCAGCCCAGCUUGUCGACCAGACCAUUAGUGGCCAAUCUGGCGAAUAUCUAUCUCGUCCCAACCAGAGAUCCACGGCCCAUCCGUUUCUGAUAAUAGAGCACACGGCAGAGGAUUUCAACCGUAAUGAAAGCGUCCAGGCGAUGGGCUUUGUCGGCCAGCAUUCGGAGAUGGCAUGGUUAUACACACUUAAGUGCAAGCUCGAUAAUGACAACUCCACAUCCCUCAGCGAGCACCUCAAUCGACCACCAAUCUCACGUCUGAAUUACUUUCAAGACGACAUGGAGAUAUCGGGCCUCGACAACGUCGAUAUGUUUGCUCGACCUCCGCAAAACAUUGCUAACAAGCUCGUGGACGAGUACUUCGAAUCAAUGCAUCCCGAGUUCCCUAUCUUAGGUAAGGGGACCUUUCUGGAUCAAAUUCGUUUGUUCUACGCAAACUCAAGCAUGCGACCGGGAAAGCGAUGGAUGGCCGUGCUGAAUUUGCAAGUACAGGUGGAAGGCCUAACUUCGUUCUAUCUGCUUUCCACUGGUCAAGUCAACAGGUCAUGGCGGAUAAUCGGGGUUGCGAUUCGGUCAGCGAUGGCACUGGGCCUUAAUCUUCGUAUCCAGACAGAUAAUGUUACUCAUGUCUCGAAGGAGACACGAUAUCGUGUGUGGUGGGCGCUGUUUAUGUUAGACAUGCUGCUAUGUGUAAUAACCGGCCGUGCCCCUAGCACAGCCGAGAUCUUCUGUUCGACGCCUCUUCCUAUUCCAUACACAGAGGAAGAUUGGGGGUUGGGAAGUGUCACGCAACUAUUGGCCGACAAAAACAUGCGCGAUACCGUCAUAUCGUCCGUACUGUGCUCUUCUGACACUACGCAUAGCUCCAACGAAGCGUCUAUUGAUCGCAGCCAUUCAACAACCUCUGGCUUGACGAAAGGACACCUGAACGAACAAGCAGCUCAACUGGUUAUGAAGCAUCUAUCGCCCAACAUCUCCUUACAUUUUCUGUACGCGGUUGAUUUGGCUUUUCUUAUGCGGGAGGCUAUCGGGGCACUUUAUUCUCCCGCGGCAACCAGACUGUCGUGUUUAGAGCUAGAGACUGCGAUCUCUUCAUUCAACAACCAUGCUGAAAAUUGGCUCUCUCGUCUUCCAGCAGAGUUUCACUUCACGGAAAUAGACACGGCCUGCCCUUUCGCCCGCCAGAGCACUAGCCUCGGAUUCUACUUCUACACUACUAAGCUGAUAAUCUUACAACCCUGCCUACGCCGACUAGCCUAUCAGGAAUCCGACACUGGAUCUCCAGGGAUUGUCUGUGAUAACAUAGCAUCUACGUGUGUGCAAGUAGCCGAGCAAAUGCUCGACCUCCUACCCGAUGACACAGAUGUCACCUGGCUCUGCGGUAUCACGCCGUGGUGGUGCGUCCUACAUUACAUAAUGCAGCCUACUAUCGUUCUACUUGUUGAACUUUUCACACGGACUCCCGUGGGGGACCCUAAGGCCGUCGGUCUCACCGAGAAAAUCCAUAAAGCCUUUCGCUGGCUGUACGCAAUGUCCACCAAGGACUCUUCGUCACGACGAGCUUGGCUUGUCUGUAGAGAUAUCCUCUCGCGACACGGCUCCAAGUUUGGUUUUGAGGUUAACGACGAUGGGCUCUAG
Messenger RNA from Penicillium cataractarum, 2085 nucleotides. RefSeq lists its product as uncharacterized. Gene Ontology annotation, molecular function: DNA-binding transcription factor activity, RNA polymerase II-specific; zinc ion binding; DNA binding. The transcript is spliced from 5 exons. Gene Ontology annotation, biological process: regulation of DNA-templated transcription; DNA-templated transcription. Bases 1 to 2085 code for a protein of 694 amino acids. The record is from RefSeq and is a predicted model, not a curated record. Lineage: Eukaryota; Fungi; Ascomycota; Eurotiomycetes; Eurotiales; Aspergillaceae.